GUUUUUGUUUUGGGUACUAGACAGAUCUUGGAAUCCCUCUUCUUUCCUUCCGUUCUUUCAUCGACUUUCAUCUACUUUUAAUUCUUCCUUCUCCUCCUUAUCCUCUGUCUAUCUUUCUUUCAUCUCACCAUUAUAUCCUCAUCUAUAUUCUAUCAUGUCAUCCAAGCGCAAACGUACCGGAACCACCUCUGCUACAUCCAAGAAUAGUAGCAGCACCGACACGUCAAGUCACAAGCAGCCUCGUAUCAGCCAAAGGAACACAUUCGCCAAAGACAAGAGCAGCAGUAGAAGAAAAUCUGGUGACAGCGACGACAGGGACGAAGACGAAGGCGACGAUGAGGAACAGGAGCAGGAGACCAAACGUGAUGAACAAGAAAGCGAUCACGCCCACACAGCCAGCUCCACCUCCUCCAGGCGCGAAUCAAAAAAAGCCCUCGCACCCACUACCGAGGACGAGAGCGGCACGGCAAGUGUCGCCAGCAGCAGCCAGUCAAACACACCCAAGUACAGCUACCCAAUCAACCCUCCGCCUGUGGGUCGACCUGUUCGCAUCUACUGCGAUGGCAUCUACGAUCUGUUCCACUUUGGACAUGCUAAAGCACUUGAACAAGCCAAGAAGGCCUUCCCUGAGGUCUACUUGCUCGUUGGAGUCUGCGACGACAAACUUACUCAUGGCCGUAAGGGCAAGACUGUGAUGACAGAUAAGGAGCGAUAUGAAAGUGUACGCCACUGCAAAUGGGUUGACGAAGUGAUCGAGGGUGCUCCAUGGGUCGUCGAUCAGGCAUUCCUAGACAAGCAUCAGAUCGACUAUGUUGCACACGACGAUAUCCCAUACAAGUCGGUUGAUAGUGAUGAUGUCUAUGCGUUUGUCAAGAACCAGGGUAGCUUCUUGCCCACUCAGCGCACGGAUGGAGUGUCGACCUCCGAUCUGAUUACGCGCAUUGUCAAGGACUAUGACCAAUAUCUGAGACGUAAUCUCGAGCGCGGUGUUACGGCCAAAGAGCUUGGUAUCGGAUUCUUUAAGGAGCAAGAGGUCAAGCUUAAGAAAUCAGCUCAAGAUAUUCGUGCUUCGAUUCGACAGAAUUGGCAUGGAACCAAGGAUGAGCUGAGAAACGAGAUUUCCGUACUGAGAAAUGACCUCCGACAAACCAUGAGCAUGUGGGAGGACAAGUCGCAGGAAUUCGUCAAGGACUUUUCGCGGCUAUUUGGAGCCGACAGUGUGGUCAACAAGAUCUUCAGGCGACGUCGGCGCGGCAAUAAUCUGAUCACGGACGGCAAUGCUUCGAGUCCGUCGAACACCUCGUCGAGAAUGGCGUCACCGGAUUCAAGAGAAGGCUCGGAUUAUGAAGACGGCCCAGCGAGUCCGACACAAAGCAGAAGCAGAGAUUUCUUUGGUUUUGGACGGAGCAAUGGCAGUAGUAGCAAUGGAGUGGGCAUGCAGCGUAGUCGCUCUAUCAGCUCAGUAGAGUCCUACGACGAGCAAAGCCCGCGACCAGAAGGCGAAGAGUAACUGUUACAUAUAUCAAAAAGCAGCAGAUUGUAUGAUUUCUUGACACAUAAAUAAAAUACAUUGUGGAUACCACGAAGAGAAGAC
Molecule: messenger RNA, 1594 nt
Organism: Gamsiella multidivaricata
Lineage: Eukaryota; Fungi; Mortierellomycota; Mortierellomycetes; Mortierellales; Mortierellaceae
Exons: 4
Coding region: 155-1510 (451 amino acids)
Biological process (GO): CDP-choline pathway
Cellular component (GO): nuclear envelope
Molecular function (GO): phosphatidylcholine binding; choline-phosphate cytidylyltransferase activity
Source: RefSeq, a predicted model, not a curated record